GCGCUGCGGCGGGGGACAGCCUGCGGACCGUGGACCGCGCGCCCGCUCCGCUCGCCCCGCAUGGCCGGGAACGUGGAGGCGCCCGCGCCCGCGGGGCCCCAGCACCCGCCGGACAGGAGGGCGCGGGGCGGCUGGCCGGGCGGCGCCCGGGCCUGGGAGGACGCGGAGCACCAGGCCAAGAGGCCCAGGGGCAGCGAGGAGGAGGAGGAGCGGCGCCGGCUGCCCAAGCGCAAGAUCGUGCUGCUCAUGGCCUACGCGGGCAAGGGCUACCACGGCAUGCAGAGGAAUGUUGGGUCCUCACAAUUUAAGACAAUUGAAGAUGACUUGGUGUCUGCCCUCGUCCGCUCAGGCUGUAUCCCUGAAAAUCACGGUGAAGACAUGAGGAAGAUGUCCUUCCAGCGGUGCGCCCGGACAGACAAGGUGGGUGGCAGCACCUGGCCCACCUUCCCCCUUAGUCUCUGGUUGCUUUCAAGGCAGAAGUAAAAUAAAAAUUUGCCUGGCAACCUCAGACUCCUGGGACUGAAGAGGGUCACGGGCGGGUUCAACUCCAAGAACAAGUGUGACGCCAGGACGUACUGCUACAUGCUGCCCACGUUUGCCUUUGCCCACAAGGACCGGGACGUGCAGGACGAGACCUACCGCCUGAGCCCCGAGACGCUGCAGCAGGUCAACAGGCUCCUGGCCUGCUACAAGGGCACCCACAACUUCCACAACUUCACCUCGCAGAAGGGGCCGCGGGAGCCCAGCGCGCGGCGCUACAUCCUGGAGAUGCUCUGCGAGGAGCCCUUCGUGCGGGAGGGCCUGGAGUUCGCCGUGAUCAAGGUGAAGGGCCAGAGCUUCAUGACGCACCAGAUCCGGAAGAUGGUCGGCCUGGUGGUGGCCAUCGUGAAGGGCUACGCGCCCGAGAGCGUGCUGGAGCGCAGCUGGGGCGAGGAGAAGGUGGACGUGCCCAAGGCGCCGGGGCUGGGGCUGGUGCUGGAGAGGGUGCACUUCGAGAAGUACAACCAGCGCUUUGGCAACGACGGGCUGCACGAGCCCCUGGACUGGGCGCAGGAGGAGGGCAAGGUCGCGGCCUUCAAGGAGGAGCACAUCUACCCCACCAUCGUCAGCACCGAGCGGGACGAGCGCUCCAUGGCCCAGUGGCUCAGCACGCUGCCCGUCCACGACUUCAGCGCCACUGCCCUGGCGGCAGCUGGCACAGGUGCCAAGGUAGGGGCUGGGUCAUAGCGGUGCUGGGCUGGAGCACGUGCCC
This is a messenger RNA of Propithecus coquereli (Coquerel's sifaka), 1252 nucleotides long. Its product is annotated as tRNA pseudouridine synthase A, mitochondrial-like. Gene Ontology annotation, biological process: mRNA pseudouridine synthesis; tRNA pseudouridine synthesis. Gene Ontology annotation, molecular function: RNA binding; pseudouridine synthase activity. Gene Ontology annotation, cellular component: nucleus. The transcript has 6 exons. The record is from RefSeq and is a predicted model, not a curated record. NCBI's taxonomy places the organism in Eukaryota, Metazoa, Chordata, Mammalia, Primates, Indriidae.